This is a messenger RNA of Populus trichocarpa (black cottonwood), 1613 nucleotides long. Its product is annotated as GDSL esterase/lipase At3g48460. The coding region runs from base 273 to 1406 and encodes 377 amino acids. The record is from RefSeq and is a predicted model, not a curated record. Gene Ontology annotation, molecular function: hydrolase activity, acting on ester bonds. NCBI's taxonomy places the organism in Eukaryota, Viridiplantae, Streptophyta, Magnoliopsida, Malpighiales, Salicaceae. The transcript is spliced from 2 exons.
CAGGUGUCUUCUGGCUUCUUGUAAUUAAAGAGCACACCACAUUUUUGGUAUCCAUAGAGGCGAAAGGCAAUUAAUAUGUCCACUAUUAGGUAGGUAAAGCAAAAGACUACAGAAAUCACACUUUAGAGCUUUAAGUGGGUUUAAUUUGAAAAAUGAUAGCAUGAGUUGAAAGACACAACUGCCAUUCACAAAAAGAUCACAAAUAUAUAAGCUGAAUCAUAUACUCGGUCGGUUGAAGCUGCUAAGUGCUAAGGCUGUGAACCUUUGAGAAAAUGGUUGCUCCUUCCACGUAUUUCUGUUUUGUAGUUUUCUUUUUCUGCUCUUCGAAUUUUGCUUUAAACUCUGCAGUUCAGACCACUAGUCCCUUCAAGAAAAUCUAUGCCUUUGGUGAUUCCUUUACAGACACCGGCAACACCAGGUCUGCGUCAGGUCCUUCUGGUUUUGGCCAUGUCUCAAGCCGUCCAUAUGGCAGCACCUUCUUUCACCACCCCACCAACCGAUACUCUGAUGGGCGGCUUGUGAUUGACUUUGUAACUGAAACAUUGUCCUUACCAUACUUGCCACCCUACCGAGGCCACAAGGGCAAUGCACCUCAUGGGAUCAACUUCGCUGUUGCUGGCUCCACAGCAAUAAAUCAUGCUUUCUUUGUGAAGAACAACCUUACCCUUGACAUGACUCCUCAAUCUAUUCAAACUCAAAUGAUUUGGUUGAACAAGUUCUUGGAGAGUCAGGGCUGUAAAGGGGCCGUGUCAUCAAGCCCUGAGUGCAAGGCAGUAUUUGAUGAUGCAUUGAUCUGGGUUGGUGAAAUCGGAGUCAAUGACUAUGCAUAUACUGUUGGAUCUUCCGUAUCAAGUGACACAAUUAGGAAGCUUGCGAUCAGCAGCGUCACCGGAUUCCUACAGACAUUGCUGAAGAAAGGUGUGAAACAUGUUGUUGUUCAAGGUUUGCCUCCAACAGGAUGCUUGCCAUUGGCCAUGGUCCUGGCUUCUGAAGACGACAGAGAUGAUUUAGGCUGCGUGAAGAGCGCAAACAAUCAAUCCUACACCCAUAAUGUUGUUUACCAAAAGACAGUGCAGGAUCUCAGGAAACAGUUCCCUGAUGCUGUAAUUGCUUAUCUCGACUACUGGAAUGCCUACGCCACGGUUAUGAAGAAUCCGAAGAAGUACGGAUUCAAAGAGCCAUUCAUGGCAUGCUGUGGAUCAGGAGGUCCACCCUACAAUUUUGAAGUGUUUUCAACAUGUGGCACAUCUCAUGCAAGUGCUUGCUCAAACCCUUCUCAGUACAUUAACUGGGAUGGAGUUCAUCUCACCGAAGCCAUGUAUAAGGCGCUCAGUCACAUGUUUCUGAGUGGAACAUUCAGUCAUCCUCCAUUUGGUUCCUUGAUGGACAGGAAACAGCAUGUGUGAAUUGUUCUCCUUCUAACCAGCCUCAGUAAUGGUGUUUAUGAAUUAUGAGAUACUUUUCUGAGUCCUUGAUGUUUCUUUCAAUAAUUUUAGACAUAUAUGAACUUGAGUUGCAUAUGUUAUUGUGCAAGUUUUCUUCGAGAUUCACAGGGGUAGCCAGACUCUUGACUGGAUGGAGAUAAAAGAAAUAAAUGAUGAUAAUUUACGAUA